Molecule: messenger RNA, 3495 nt
Organism: Sporisorium graminicola
Lineage: Eukaryota; Fungi; Basidiomycota; Ustilaginomycetes; Ustilaginales; Ustilaginaceae
Exons: 1
Coding region: 1-3495 (1164 amino acids)
Biological process (GO): mRNA catabolic process
Cellular component (GO): P-body; exosome (RNase complex)
Molecular function (GO): 3'-5'-RNA exonuclease activity; RNA binding
Source: RefSeq, a predicted model, not a curated record
AUGAAGCUGCCCGCCUUAUCUAGCAGGCUCCUGCUAGAUGGUGCACACACGACCAGCCACCUACACCCCGCAUCCUCCGCAAGCCGAGCCUUCCGAACCUGCACACAGGCUCUGGAAAGUUGGAAGACACCCGGCGAGAAUGCAAAGGACACCAACGAGCGCGCUAAGCAGCACAGAGUCACCGACACCAUCCUCACCGCGUCCAGGCUGGGUCGACAUGCGGAGACGAUCAGCAAAGCCGCCUCGGACAAGUACUCCGGCUGGAGGCAGACGCCCGGCCCGAGCACACGUCGCAAUGUCGGGCGGCCCAAGCUGUCGCGCGACGCCGGCAAGAGUCUGGCGCGGUCUGUAGCGUCCAGCAAUGCAGAGACGCUGUUGGGCUCGCAUGCGGCUAGUGUGUUGAUGAAGCCACUGUUGCAGGCGACGAAUGCGUAUGACGGGUUCACCGAUGGGUCUGCGAAGGGUGUCUCGGCACGCGACUUUAUUGCUCCACGCAGAGAGCUCAAGCCGGGCGAUUUCGUCGAAGUCCGACGCAGCAAUGUCGCCGUCGGCAUCGUUCUGCCUCCCCCCGAAGAUGCAAAGUUGAGCCAUCAGGAAGCAAUCAAGGCGCACAGGACUAGCGCCGGCAUGCGGGACCUCUACGUCCUCGUGACAUCGGGCCAGAUCGUGCUGUACAAGGACACCGAUGUGAUGAUCCAGAUCCCUGGAGUCAUUGAAUCGAGCCUCACAUACGCAGCAGCUGCAACGAGCAAGCACUACGUCGUUUCGAGCAACAGCCUCGACAGCCCGGUCAACAGCGAUGGCUCGCACGACGCCCACUCGUUCGCCACUGCCGCCGAUUCAGACCCCGUCGAAGGAACAGCUCUGCAGGAAGAACCUGUCGACGUACCCCGCUUCGAAGCCCGUGCGUCGAUCUGCAACAAGCUGCGCGUGCUCGAACGGCAGAAGGAGAAAGAGCUGCAGCGGCUCCUGCCGAGCUUCCAAUCGCUCUUUCUUUUGAAUGCUGCUGCAUCAGGUGCAAACAGCGCUGACGCGGCAACGAAACUGAGAAAGCAGAGGAUGGAUCUCCGCACGGGUGCGAUUACGACGUUCGAAGCGGCGCGAUUGAUGCACGAGCUCCAGGUCCGUCGUGAAGCGCAGAAAAAUCCCCAGAGGCAAGCGGAGCCGUUGACGGCCAGCACCGUCUAUGCCGCGCAUGCGCUGCUCAUGUCGCACCCGACGCAUUUCUUGGCUGACGCGCUAUCACACCGCACCAGCCAGCUGUUCACAUGUCGCAGCGAUGCCGAGCGGGCGAAUCUGUGCUUGAUCUCGGGCUGGAUUACGGGUCCACCCGGAUCGGAGGGACAGAACUACAUCGAUGCCUUCUGCAGCAAAGCCAGGAAGAUCCGCGAAUGGGCAGAAGCUCAUCCCUAUGACACUUCAGGCCCACCUCGCUUCGUCGACGCACCGCACCCAAACCUCGACAUCACGUGGACGCCUCAGGACAAGUCGAUAAUCGAGUUCAUCCAGGCCAGCCUUGGCUCUCGCCGCGAAGUCCAGGAAGACACACAUGGAAGUAUUGCAAUGGAGAUUGUCAAACGUGCGGGUGGGCAUUUCCGUAUUCUUCCGCAUCCGAACAUCACCGAGUUACUCGAAGUCGACCAGGCGUCGCAGUUGAUGCUGGCGGAACCGGAGCGGACUUUGGGGAGGUCGAUACUCGAAACGGUCGGAACGGAUGUGAUGGCGGGCAGUGAUUUGCAGCACGCGCUUGUGAUGCGGUUGCUGACGUCCAUCGGUGCACUGCCGCCGUGGCAGAACCCGAUUCGGCUGGAUGCGUCGUUCCGCAAUGCUACGAUGGGCGAGGACGGUGGCGAGCCCGAAGCGGAGCCUACCGCGACAGAGCAAGAAGCGCCGUCCCUAAUGACACAGAGCCUGGCGAAGAAGUUUGGCGUGACGCUCGACAAGCAGGUUGAAGCCAUUAGGCACGAUUUCGGGAAGGGCCACACCGUCCACGUGAUCGACGACGAGGGAGCUUUCGAGCUGGAUGAUGGCAUCUCAAUAGAGCCUAUCAACGGCAGGGAGGCGGAACAGGCUUGGGUGCAUGUCCACAUCGCCGACCCCACGGCGUGGAUCCAACCUGACGAUGCUCUCGGUCAGAGGGCCGAGCGACGCUUCCAAACGCUCUACUUUCCUGAAGCGCGGUGGGCCAUGUUGCCGGACGAAUUUGUGCGCAGCGGCGUCGGCUUGCGUUCCGCUUCUUCCACGUCCAAUGCAGUCUCAGAGGGACAGCGAGUGAUGACGUUCAGCGCGCUUAUCGAUCUCUCGAGCGGUCUGGUACAAGACACAAAAGUCCGACCCGCGCUGGUACACAACGUGCAGACCACAUCGUACAACCGGGUCAAUGCGAUACUUGCCGAUCCCUCCGCGACGGCAGGGAGCACAUCAUCUGCUGAGCUGUCGUUGCUGCUCAAGAUUGCGACCAGGCUGAGCGAGAACAGGGCGAGGUGCAGCGCCUUUGUCGCACACCGACCUACCUCGUCGGUCAGCGUUUCGCCUUUGCCAUUGCCACAUGUGACGGUAUCCCCGACCGCGCUGCAAAAGCCGUACUUUUUCGCAGGGUUCCCAACCAUCCAGACUGUGUCUUCCGAGUCGCAGUCGGGCGAAAUCGACCGGGUCCCCGCGCUAUCGCAGUUCCUCGUGUCGGAGCUCAUGAUCCUUGCCGGUCGAAUCGCCGCCUCUUACGGAAAGGAGCACAAUCUUGCCUUCGCGUACAGGUACCAGCUACGCCCAGACUCUUACAGCGAAGCGCAAGCGAUCCUUGCCAUGCGUACCAAUCUUCCGACGGAAGGAGCUUCGGUCUCGCCCGUCUCCGAGCAAGGCUUGAUCGGUCACGGACUGAUCGCAUACCACGACAUGCUGAGCCGCGGGCUCGGGCUCAGCUCGAGCGGCUACUCUGUUGCACCGGGCGAGCAUUUCUCGCUCGGCAUCGUUGCAGACAACUACGGUCCUUUCACGCCUGCACCGCAACUGCGUGAUGCGAUCACAUCCAGCGGCUACGUUCGUGCGACGAGCCCGCUACGCCGCUACGCCGACAUGCUGACGCACUGGCAGAUCAAGCAUCACCUCGUGCACGGCCGUGCGCGUCUGCGCACGCACGAGAUCGAACGCGUCCUGCCCCAGCUCGAACGCCAGGAAGUGUCGGCGAAACAGCUGAUGCGCUCCGCGGAGCGGUUCUGGGUGCACGCUCUGCUGCGGCGCUCGCUGCUCGAGAAAGGUUUUGCUCAGCAAGGAACCAAGGGCCCAUUCACGGCCAGAGUGGCGCUGCCCGAGGUGAGGGUCAACGCCAAUACGCUGGGUGCGAGGGUCAGGGUGAACAUCGAAGAGUUUGGGUUGCCCGCGGAUCUCGAGUGGGGCGCGACGGAAGCACCGCCGAGCGCCAACGACUCGUUCAAUGUGACGCCUGUCGCGGUGGCCAUGGCUGGGAUUCGGUCGGGUCUCACCGUUCGUCGAGUGUGA